AUGUCGGUCUCCAAUGUCUGCAGUAUCAUGGAAAGUGCUCACACUUUUAACGACGCAGAACUACUCCGGAAGUGUCGAGAAUUUUUCUAUAAAGAGUCCGUGAAAUGUAUCCAAUCAGAAUCCUUUUUAGAUCUCUGUGCAGAAUGUAUAGAUAACAUCAUUUCCUCUGACGAACUUACCGUAGAGGAGUACUUGAUUUUAGAGAGGGUUCUUGAGUGGGCAGAUGCUGAGUGUGUUCGGAAAGACAAAGAUUUAAAUGAUGCCAACAGACGACAGGCCCUCGGUAAAAUCUUGAAUCACAUCAGGUUCCCUAUCAUGGAUUCAAAAUAUUUUGCCGAAAAUGUAGCUUGUCGUGAAAUACUGUCAAAAUCGGAAAGGCUUGCUAUUUUCACUUUUAUAUGCAGCGGUCAUAAAUCUCAGACUGAUUGUAAUUUUAAGACAUCCAAACGGAGAGGAAGAUAUGCGAGAUCUAGUUCUUCGAGGCAAAAUGCCCACAUGUCACAAAGUAACAGACAAAGAGUGGCGAUGCGAUUUGCGCGCGAAGGACACGUUUCACUUAGGAACGAAAAUCUUUGGUAUGUGGGACAGAAAUCCGAUAAAAUUGACUUUACGUCUUCCAAGACAAUAUAUAUUCAUGGAAUCGUGAUGUACGGCUGUGGAAUUGAGGGGACAGAGUACAGCGUGAAUGCCUCCAUCCUUAGAACUGGUUUACCAUUUCUUUCCAAUGAACUUUCCCACGUGAGCACAACGGUUCCUGUGAGAGUACCAUAUAAAACCUUCAACGUAUUCUUUCCGGAACCUGUGCACAUUUCACCGAAUAUAAAGUACACGAUAUCUGUGACCAUGCAGGGUCCACGAAGCUACUGGGGAGAAGGAGGUGAGGAAUCCGUAACUAGUGACGGUGUUCAGUUCGACUUUCACAAAUCGUCAGGGGAGGCAAAUGGAACAGAUGUGGAUCACGGUCAAAUUCCUGGACUUAUAUUCAUUAAAUAG
Saccostrea cuccullata (small rock oyster) is the source of this 993-nucleotide messenger RNA. RefSeq names its product BTB/POZ domain-containing protein 6-like. Gene Ontology annotation, cellular component: cytosol. Gene Ontology annotation, biological process: neurogenesis. The transcript has a single exon. Bases 1 to 993 code for a protein of 330 amino acids. NCBI's taxonomy places the organism in Eukaryota, Metazoa, Mollusca, Bivalvia, Ostreida, Ostreidae. The record is from RefSeq and is a predicted model, not a curated record.